AUGCAUACCAUUACGUUGUACGCCGCUGCAUUCAUAGUGCUUGGCUGGGCCCUUUAUGCCUUCGCCAAUGCCAUCUCAAGACGAAAUGCCAAGUACAACCCCAGAGGGUUACCGGGGCCUGCGCUCGUGCCCUGGGUGGGUCGUAUCCACGAUCUUCCCAUCCAGUACAUGUGGCUCAAGUUCAAAGAAUGGGCCGACACAUAUGGACCGAUAUAUCGAACGAAGAUGCUCGGGGCCAACUUCAUCAUCGUCUCGGACGAGUCGAUAGCCGAAGAGAUACUGGUGAAGAGGGCCAAGUUGUACUCGGACAGACCUCAGAUCCGGUCGUUGUUUGACUCUAAGAGCACGUUUGGCUCAAUGGAGUAUCUGCCCUUGAUGGGAAAGAAUCAGUACUGGGCCCGCCAAAGGAAGUUCACACACUCUUACCUAACCGAAGCUACCAACGCCCGCUACCACGGUAUCAUGGAGUUCGAGGCGAAGCGAUGGUUGAACAACCUAGUCAACGGUCCCGAUAACUUCGGCUUCUCGCUCGAGGACAUGGCUUCAAAGGUCAUGUGUCAGCUGACCUGGGACGACCACACAUUGAGCACAUAUCUCACUCCGAGUGCUUGGGGGCUGUUGACCCAGAUGUCGCCGGCCGGCCCGAUAACGAACGUCCUCACACCACUUUGGCACCUCCCACUCUACCUCAAUCCGUGGAAAAUGGCAGAGCGCAAGCGCCAUGAUGAUCAGCAGGCAUGGUGGAUGGACAAGCUGCUCAACACGCGGCGCCUCAUGGAGAAGGGCAAGCAGCGGCCAUGCUUCACUCGCACCUACCUCGAGACGGCAGAAAAGACUAGUCUCUCCGGAGAUUACGAGGCUUCGUCGGUGAUAGGCAUGAUGGCUCUAGUUGGCAUUUUCACCGUUGCUGGGCCAUUGUACUACUUCCUCGUGUCGAUGGUGCACCAUCCGGAGUGGCAGACCAAGUGCCAGGAUGAAGUGGACAGGGUGUGCGAAGGCCGAAUGCCAACGCUCGCCGACAUGCCGAAUCUUCCAACCCUUCGUGCUUGCAUCAAAGAGACGAUGCGAUGGAAGCCCAACGUUCCUACCGGUGAGUGCGUCGCGCAUGAGUGCGAAGCAGACGACUGGUACCGGGGCUACUUCAUCCCGAAAGGCACCCGCAUUCUCCCACUCGAUUACGCAUUCCUCCGCAACCCCACCAAGUACCCUGAUCCGGAAACGUUCCGUCCGGAGCGAUGGCUUGAGCCUGGAUGGCCAACAUACCAAGAACCCCUGACAAAGUACCCUACAGUAAAGGGCAUGACAUCGUUCGGAUUCGGGCAGAGGCAAUGCCUAGGCCAAUCCAUCACGCAGGAUGAGUUGGUCGUCGCUUGCGGCGGCCUAAUGUGGGCGUUCAACCUCAGACCAAAGGUGAAUCCCGUCACUGGCCAAGACAUCGAGGUACCUCUCGACAAGUCAAACUCGCUUCUCAUCGUCAAGCCGGAUCCCUUCCUGAUGGCGUUCGAACCAAGGAGUGCUACUAGGAGGGCCGAGGUAGUUGAGCAGUGGAAAGAGGCUGAGACGGCAGACGCUGAGGAAAGAGCAGCAUUUUUGAGGGAGGCUGAAGCGAAAGAAGUUGUUGGCUUAGAACUCAUGUCCAGUGGGUAA
This is a messenger RNA of Trematosphaeria pertusa, 1647 nucleotides long. Its product is annotated as cytochrome P450. Gene Ontology annotation, molecular function: monooxygenase activity; heme binding; iron ion binding. The record is from RefSeq and is a predicted model, not a curated record. Bases 1 to 1647 code for a protein of 548 amino acids. NCBI's taxonomy places the organism in Eukaryota, Fungi, Ascomycota, Dothideomycetes, Pleosporales, Trematosphaeriaceae. The transcript is spliced from 3 exons.